Messenger RNA from Acaulospora colombiana, 384 nucleotides. The record is from the annotation of a GenBank genome assembly. Lineage: Eukaryota; Fungi; Glomeromycota; Glomeromycetes; Diversisporales; Acaulosporaceae.
AUGAACCUAAAUGUUCCACCGAUUAAUGGAAACACGGACGAUGAUUAUGAACUAGAUUCCUCGGAACUGAUAGAUGAUUCAUCUUUUUUUACGCCAGAUAUGAUGUACCAGCCCAUGAUAGACUCCGGUUUGAAUCAUCAUGCUGGUUACCAAGAUUUUGACUUUCAAAUGGAUAUGACACAAAUGGACCACUUGGUAGAUGCCAACUCGUUAAAUCUGCACUUUGAAGAUCAGUUGAAUGUAGCACAUGAUAUGGGUGCAUUUUGCGGUUCAUUUCCAAUACAACAAAAAUAUUAUCCAUCUCCGCCAUACGAAUCAGCAACAAUGAUGGAUCUGUCUGGACAAAUGCCAUUUUCUAUCUCACCUGAACAUUCACAUAUGUAG